This is a messenger RNA of Leucoraja erinaceus (little skate), 974 nucleotides long. RefSeq names its product serine/arginine-rich splicing factor 1B-like. Gene Ontology annotation, molecular function: mRNA binding. Bases 185 to 862 code for a protein of 225 amino acids. The transcript is spliced from 5 exons. Gene Ontology annotation, cellular component: cytoplasm; nucleus; ribonucleoprotein complex. The record is from RefSeq and is a predicted model, not a curated record. NCBI's taxonomy places the organism in Eukaryota, Metazoa, Chordata, Chondrichthyes, Rajiformes, Rajidae.
AGCUUCCCGCUGGUUGAAGCCGCUGCCGGGGCCACACCGCCCCCGCGCGACCGGCCGCCCGUCCGUCCCGUCCCGUCCCCGCGCACAGCACAAGCGGCGGGAAGCAGCGUCGCCGAGGUGGGCAUCGCUCGGAGCUGCGGCCAAAGCGCGGAAAACCCGGGCCCCGCAUUGUGAGGGGGGCAAGAUGUCGGGCGGCUACCGGUGGGGAGGCCCCAGCGGCGGCGAGAGCCGGAUCUAUGUGGGCAACCUGCCGACCGACGUGAGGAUCCGCGACAUCGAGGACAUCUUCUACAAGUACGGCAAGAUUCGGGACAUCGACCUGAAGAACAAGCGCGGCUCGGCGCCCUUCGCCUUUGUCGAGUUCGAGGACCCGAGAGAUGCACAAGACGCAAUCUAUGGAAGAAAUGGGUAUGAUUAUGGAGUCUAUCGCUUACGUGUGGAGUUCCAGAGAGGCCGAGGAAUUGGCGGAGUCGGCGGUGGAUCUAGAGGAAGACCAGGACCACCAGCUCGCAGAUCAGAUUUCAGGGUCAUUGUCUCCGGGCUACCUCCCUCUGGCAGCUGGCAGGAUUUGAAGGAUCACAUGCGAGAAGCUGGUGAUGUUUGCUAUGCAGAUGUUUUGGGGGAAGGUGCCGGAGUGGUGGAAUUCCUCCGCAAAGAGGACAUGGAUUAUGCAGUAAGGAAGCUCGACGACACAAAAUUUCGCUCACAUGAGGGAGAAACUGCUUAUAUUCGAGUUCGUGCUGACAAGCCCAGAAGUUCUAGUUAUGAAAGAUCAAGGUCAAGGUCCAUUUCCAGAGGUCGUUAUUCUCCCUAUCAAAGCAGAAGCUCUCCUCGAUAUUCACCGAAACCCCAAUAUAGAUGAGGACUUGGUAGUCAAAAAUUUCUUUUUAAUCCACAUUCCAUCACUGGCGGUUAGGUUUUAUCUUCAGUUCUAUAUUUCAUGCGAUGCUUUGAAUAAACUUUUUUCCUUUUUA